CCCCUCCAUGUCUAUCCUGUCAACUUCGACGUAAAUCUCUUUGCGCUUUUUCUGCGUGGGGGCAAGUUCGGAGCUUCUCUCCCGUUAGCCUACUCAUUUGAACUAACCCAGCGACUGGGCAGAAGUAUCUAAAUAUCAAAACAUGGGCUGGCAGAAACCAGGCUGGUUGAUCACCGUUACUCUACUCGGGCUUGCGGUAUCGGUGCAGAGUAUCACACGGGGAGAUUUCUUUCCAUUCGGUGUCACCGCUGGAGACCAGUUGCUGGAACAAGGGAAUGACCAAACGCACCAACUCACCCUAGACAAACCUGUAUUGUUUUACGAUGGAAAAUUCAACAAGAUUUAUCUCAACACCAACGGCUUUGUUGCCACGGCCAAGCCGAGCAGUGAAGCGACAUACCUGGGCAAGAUGCCGGCUGGGUUCGGCAUGAUCGCAGCUCUGCAUGGAGACCUGGACACGAGUGACGGGGUGGGCAAGGUGUACUUCCGCCAGGACGCCAGCGUGUCCACCCUGCAGCAGGCAGCAGACCACAUCAACAGGGCCUUCCCAGAGGAUGAUGAGGUAGAGCCCACCCACGUCCUGGUGGUGACCUGGGCAGACGUGGCCUCCUACCAGCCCCACAGCAGAGGAGACAGCCUGGACAGCUUGGACAAGGAGAGAAACACCUUCCAGCUGGUGAUUGCUUCCUUGGAGAGGGCGUCUUUUACCAUCCUUCUCUACCCGAGGAAAGGGCUGCAGUUUGUCUCCACGCCAGUGAGGGGCAGUAGUGAGAUCCUGCAGGCCGGCUUCAGUAAGGGCCUGGUGAGCUCCUUCCUGUUCAGCAGGCAGGGUCCGUACUACCGCACCACCACAAACCACGAGACGUCUGUCAGGGCUCUAGCUGAGGAGACAAACUCCGGCCAGCGAGGUGUUUGGGUGUACGAGAUGGGCACCUCUCCGUAUUUCACAGACGUGGCCCCAGGCGAGGUGACAGACCUGCCCACGGAGGGCUCUCCGCACCCUGGCCAGGAGGGCCACGUCGGGGGCCAGAUCCCCAUCCACACUGUCCAGUUCCAGCCCCACUACCAGCCAGAAGACCCCCAGGUGGUGAUUGUGGACGACGGAGGAGACAUCAAUGUUGACGUCUUCUCCUACAACUCCGAGACAUGUGCGAACAACAGGAAGAAGUGCUCCACCUUUGCAGACUGUAAGGACUAUGCCAGCGGUUACUGCUGCCAUUGCAGGCCUGGCUUCUACGGCAACGGUGUUCAGUGUGUGGCAGAGGGGAAGCCCCAGAGGAUGAACGGUAAAGUGAACGGGAGGGUGUUCGUGGGAAACAAUCCGUCACCCAUGGAGUUCAGCAGCAACGACCUGCACUCGUACGUGGUGGCCAACGAGGGACGAGCCUAUGUAGCCAUCAGCACCAUCCCUGCCAGCCUGGGGCCUUCUCUGCAGCCCCUGUCCGCCCUGGGAGGGGUCAUAGGCUGGGCCUUCGCCCUGCAGCAGCCCGGCUUCAAGAACGGCUUCAGCAUCAUCGGUGGGGAAUUCACUCGACAGGCUGAGGUGACCUUCUUGCCUGGCAACGAGAAGCUGACCAUCAGGCAGGAGUUCAAAGGCAUCGAUGAGCACGACCACCUGGUGGUCAGCACUUCCCUGGAGGGCCGCGUGCCAGAGGUUCCCCAGGGCGCCUCGGUGCAGAUAGAGCCCUACUCGGAGAUCUACCAGUACAGCAGCAACAUGAUCACAUCGUCCUCCACCAGAGACUACGUGGUGAGUCAGAACGGUGUCCCCUCGGAGACCAAGACCUACCAGUGGAGGCAGACCAUUACCUUCCAGAGUUGUGCCCACGACGAAGCCUCCAGCGCCUCGCUGCCCUCUCAGAUGCUGCGGGUCGAGCAGAUCUUCGUCAUGUAUGACAUCCCAAACCAGCUAAUUCGCUACGCCAUGACCAAUAAGAUUGGAGAUGUCAAUGGGGGUGGCCUGCCAGUGGAGAACCCUUGUUUCACGGGAAGACACGGCUGUGACACCAACGCUGUGUGCCGGCCGGGACAGGGGAACCUGUUCACCUGCGAGUGCAGUGCUGGCUUCAUCGGGGAUGGCCGGACGUGCCAUGACAUUGACGAGUGCAGGGAAACGCCCCAGAUCUGUGGCCUCCACGCCAUCUGCAACAACCAUCCCGGAACCUUCCGCUGCGAGUGCCUGGACGGCUACCAGUUUGCCAGCGAUGGACAGACAUGCAUUGAGGUGAACCGCCCAGUGGACCACUGCUCCGAUGAAAGCCACAACUGCGACAUCCAUGAGCGGGCUCGCUGCAGCUACACCGGAGGCUCUGCCUUCAUCUGUUCCUGCCUGCCAGGCUUCGUAGGAGAUGGACGCAACUGUCAAGACGUGGAUGAGUGCCAGCCCGGCAGGUGUCAUCAGGACGCUGAGUGCUACAACACCCAGGGAUCCUUCACCUGCCACUGCAGGCCAGGUUUCUACGGCGAUGGAUUCUACUGCACCUCAGAGAGGACAAAAACCCAGUGUGAGACCCACAGAGACAGACUUCUGGGCUCUACUGAGUUUGGCCCCCGAGGGCCACGCCCUGUCCCUGGCCAGUACGUCCCCACCUGCGGUCCCCAAGGAGCCUACGAAGACACCCAGUGUCACGGCAGCACGGGACACUGCUGGUGUGUGAACCGCAACGGGCAGGAGAUCCCAGGGACGCGGACUGGACCUGGCAGCCGACCUAUGUGCAUUGACCAAGAGGUCAUUCCCCCUCCGGUGAGACCCACUACUAGGCCUGAUGUGUACCCUCUGCCCCCGGGAACACAUCUUCUGUUUGCCCAGAGUGGGAGGAUUGAGUUUGUCCCUCUGGAGGGGUAUGACAUGAAGAAGAGUGAGUCCAAGGCCGUCCUCCACCUACCAGAGAAGAUAAUCAUUGGGGUGGCGUACGACUGCGUGGAGAAGAUGGUGUACUGGACAGACAUCACAACCCCCUCCAUCAGCAAGGCCAGCCUGCAGGGGGGAGAACCCAUUCAAGUCAUCAGAUCAGAUCUGGAGAGCCCGGAGGGGAUUGCAAUAGACCACUUGAGCCGGACGCUGUUUUGGACCGACUCUAUGAAGGACCGGAUCGAGGUGGCGUCCCUGGACGGGACUCAGAGACGUGUCCUGGUCGACACUGAGCUGGUGAACCCCCGGGCCAUCAUUGCUGACCCCACCAAGGGAAACCUGUACUGGGCUGACUGGAACCGGGAGGCCCCCAAAAUUGAGACCUCUUACAUGGAUGGGACCAACAGGAGGGUCCUGGUGAAGGAUGGUCUGGGCCUGCCCAAUGGUCUGACCUUUGACACCCAGAGCUCUCUGCUGUGCUGGACUGAUGCAGGCACGCAUAAGAUGGAGUGUAUCGACCCAGGCCAGAGUGACCGGAGAAAGGUCAUGGAAGGCCUUCAGUACCCCUUUGGAAUGACCUCUUAUGGAAAGAACAUCUACUAUACUGACUGGAAAAGGGAUGGAGUGAUCGCUGUGGACCGGAACACUGGCAGGGAGACGGAUGAGUUCCAGCCUCAGAAGCGAACCCGCUUGUACGGGAUCACAACAGCCUACGCACAAUGUCCAUCGGGACAAAACUACUGUACCGUGAACAAUGGAGGUUGCACGCAUCUCUGCUUAGCCACACCUUUAGGGCGCUCCUGCAUGUGUCCGAAAAACACUGUGGGCGUGAGCUGUGUGGAGAGAGAGGGGAGGUACUGAGGUACAAGAGCUCUGAGUGACCUCAAAUGUCCAAUCUGAUGUUGAGUCAGGCUACCACUUGUUCUAAACUAUAGCUGUUAAAAAACUUCACUGAAAUCCUACUGUGCAUUUUAUGACAACAAAAAACACAACUUUUUUCCAUUAUCCCUUUAUAGUUUUGGGGGGAAUUGUUCAUACUGAAUACAUAUUUAUCAAUACAUUUAUAUGUGCUGACAUUUUGAAUAUCUUGAAUAUCUCAAGGAAUAAAUUGAAUGUGAAGUUAGUUAAAUCAAACACUCAUCUCCUAGCUUUGUGAUGUUGGCAUAUGCAACUCAUUCCAUAAUUCGGAUUGAAGUAUAAUAGUGAAAAUUGCUAAAGAAUUGACUGUAUUGGAGGGGAAGAUAAGUUUACAUUCUGUGCAGCUAUCCAAUAAAAAAAACUUUUUU
Molecule: messenger RNA, 4137 nt
Organism: Osmerus eperlanus (European smelt)
Lineage: Eukaryota; Metazoa; Chordata; Actinopteri; Osmeriformes; Osmeridae
Gene: nid1a
Product: nidogen 1a
Exons: 20
Coding region: 143-3712 (1189 amino acids)
Biological process (GO): cell-matrix adhesion
Molecular function (GO): calcium ion binding
Source: RefSeq, a predicted model, not a curated record